Molecule: messenger RNA, 1184 nt
Organism: Corticium candelabrum
Lineage: Eukaryota; Metazoa; Porifera; Homoscleromorpha; Homosclerophorida; Plakinidae
Exons: 1
Coding region: 39-602 (187 amino acids)
Source: RefSeq, a predicted model, not a curated record
UGGAUCAAAGUACGGAAUGACUUGCUUCUGUUGCUAGUAUGAGUUCCUUUUUGAGUGAGUAUAGUCUAGUGGUGACAGGAAUGGAGGAUACAGGAUCAAUACGUAGGAGUACAUGGCAUAGUCAUGACUUCCGUUGUGAGUCAUGGAUUGACUAUAUGUGUGUUUCAACUCAUUUGAGGAAUGUCUUUGAUGGAUUCAUCGUGAGGGAUGGUGAUUGUGCUUUGUCUGACCAUUGGGUGAUAGUGGAGUCCAUUGAGCUGGUUAUCAACACAAAUGAAACGUCAGAUGAUGGGAAUUCGUCUAAUAGAAGAUUAUUGUGGAAAGAGGCAAGUGCCAUAGACAUAGCAAAGUUUCAGGAGAUCUUGGAAAUGGAGUUGGAUGUCAUUGAUAUCCCAGUAGAGGCUGCAGUUUGUAAUGAACCACUAUCAUGUUCACAUCAACAUAGGAUACAGGUAUUUCAUGACAGUUUAAGUGCGGCUAUAGUUAAAUCAGUCAAGAGGAGCAUUCGUACGGGUAAAUUCAAGAGAGGCAAGAAGAUGGGGUGGAAUGAGGAGGGGAAGAAGUUGAAACGAGCUGCUAGUAAAGACUACUUUUUGUGGUAAACCCAGACAAGGUGACAUGUAUGAGACAAUGUUAAAGUCUAGAAAAUUAUUCAAGAGUAGAGUCCAGAACUUGAAGCGACAGGAAAAAGUGAAUUUUGGCGAGGCUUUGUACAAGCAACUACAGAAAGGUAAUCAAUCGUGUUUCUGGCGAAAUGUUCAGAAAGGAAUCAAACCUGUUAGGUGUGGAACGAUGGUACGGGUGGGAGAAGCAGUAAAGGAUAACGGUAUUGUAUCUGUGUGGAGAGAUCAUUUUAGCUCUAUUGUUAAUAGCGAGUCUUCUCAGAAGAGGAAAGAAGAGCAGUUGAUGUUUGAGAUGGCUCUUAGAAAUGGAUGUCUGGACCACAACUCCCCUGGUGGUGCAUUGAGAUUAAUGUGUCAGAAGUUUUGAAGGCAGUUGGUCAUCUUAAGUUGAACAAAGCAGCGGAAUGUGAUGGAAUUCAGCCAGAGCACAUUAAAUACGGUGGAUUUACAUUGUCAUUAUAUUUGAGUGUAGCAUUUACUAUGUUUCUCAGGCAUUCAUAUGUCCCUCGGCAGUUUCUUACAUCAUAUAUUGUGCCCAUAGUAAAAGACAGACGUGGAGAU